Molecule: messenger RNA, 134 nt
Organism: Funneliformis mosseae
Lineage: Eukaryota; Fungi; Glomeromycota; Glomeromycetes; Glomerales; Glomeraceae
Source: the annotation of a GenBank genome assembly
CUAGUCGAGCAUAUCGUGAGGUCGUGCAGCAACCAGGAAUCUUUGCGGACUCAUCAACAUACUCAGCAUCAUUGACAUUUUUCCUUGAUCCUCCGAGUUAUCCUGCGUAUUGGUGGUGUGGUUUUCAUCAUUAG